CCAUCCCUUUUAUUAUCCAACCAACACCUUCACCGACUAAUCACGCAGCACACUCCCAACUCCCAACACUCCCAACAGUCAUCACAGUCACAAACAUGCCCCUCCGCCUCGCAAUCCUCGAAGCCGACACCCCGGUCCCGGCAGCCAACGAGCGCUAUGGCGGCUAUUUCGGCGUGUUCAAGCACCUCUUCACCCGCGCCGUCGCCCCCUCGCCGCUCGAAUCUGAGCUCACGCUUACAGGCCACGACGUCGUACACAACCCGUCAACGGCCUACCCGAACCUAGACGACGUUGAUGCGAUUUUAAUAUCGGGCUCCAAGCACAACGCAUUCGACGACGACGAGUGGAUCCUCACGCUCGUUGAGUUCGUCCGCAAGGCCCUGCUGCACGACCGCGUCCGCGUAGUGGGUAUCUGCUUCGGCCAUCAGAUCGUUGCGCGGGCGCUGGGUGCGCUGGUUGCGCGGGGUGACCAGGGGUGGGAGGUUAGUGUCGUUGAGACGCGGCUGACGGAGAAGGGCAAGGAGGUGUUUGGGAGGGAGAGGGAGACGCUGAACAUCCAGCAAAUGCACCGGGACCAGGUGUUCAGCAUACCCCCUGGCGCGGAACUGCUAGCGUCGACGGACAAGUGCACGAACCACGGCUUUAUUAUCCCCGGCCGUACCAUCACCGUCCAGGGGCAUCCCGAGUUUACCGAGGACAUCAUGGGGGAGCUUCUCGAGCUGCGGCACGAGUCAGGGCUGUUCACUGACGAUCUGUACCGGAGCGGCAAGGAACGGAACGGGGACCAUCACGACGGCAUUUUCAUGGCGCAGGCCUUCCUCAAGUUCCUGCAGGAGCAAUAACAAAUACGAAAGUUGUCGUCCCAUUCCGGACCCGCACAAUGUGACAAGUCGACGCCAAGGGGAUCGCCUGGCAAUCACCCGCGAUGAUCGCUCACGCGCGUCCCCAGACUGUUGGUCGAGCUUGCGAGCACGGAGAGUUUGUAUGUA
This is a messenger RNA of Chaetomium fimeti, 989 nucleotides long. Its product is annotated as class I glutamine amidotransferase-like protein. Bases 96 to 842 code for a protein of 248 amino acids. The record is from RefSeq and is a predicted model, not a curated record. The transcript is spliced from 2 exons. Gene Ontology annotation, cellular component: nucleus; cytosol. NCBI's taxonomy places the organism in Eukaryota, Fungi, Ascomycota, Sordariomycetes, Sordariales, Chaetomiaceae.